Messenger RNA from Lineus longissimus, 2431 nucleotides. Its product is annotated as homeobox protein six1-like. Gene Ontology annotation, biological process: regulation of transcription by RNA polymerase II. The transcript has 3 exons. Lineage: Eukaryota; Metazoa; Nemertea; Pilidiophora; Heteronemertea; Lineidae. The record is from RefSeq and is a predicted model, not a curated record. Gene Ontology annotation, cellular component: nucleus; transcription regulator complex. The coding region runs from base 37 to 1104 and encodes 355 amino acids. Gene Ontology annotation, molecular function: DNA-binding transcription factor activity, RNA polymerase II-specific; RNA polymerase II cis-regulatory region sequence-specific DNA binding.
GUAAGUGGGUGAGAAAUCAGUGAAUCAGACGACAUAAUGACAGACAGGGUUGAUAUCUCCGGCUGUGAUACUCACACAAUGGACAUGACAUCGCCAAACUUAGACGUGGGACACUCUGAUGGAAGUUUUGAAAACGGAGUCACAACCACGAUGUCGGAUACACCAGGCACAGCCAAAUCUCUCUCGGACGGUGAAACUACGGGAGAUGAGAAUAUACCUAGUCCGAAACAAGGAUCAGAAAAUGUGACAGAUUUGUUAUCAGGAAAGAACUUGACAUUUUCACCUGAACAGGUUGCUUGUGUUUGCGAAGCUUUACAACAGAGUGGUAACAUUGACCGGCUCGCACGGUUCCUCUGGUCCUUGCCACCAAGCGAGUUAUUACGGGGCUCCGAGGCGGUACUUAAGGCCCGGGCAGUUGUCGCGUUCCACAGAGGAAGCUUCAGGGAACUUUAUGCCAUUUUGGAAUCACAUAACUUUGAUCCAAGUAACCACCCAAUGUUGCAGCAGAUGUGGUAUAAGGCGCACUAUAUGGAGGCCCAGAAGAUCCGCGGGAGGCCCCUGGGAGCAGUGGACAAAUACAGGCUGCGGAGAAAAUACCCCUUGCCGAAAACAAUCUGGGACGGGGAAGAGACUGUAUACUGUUUCAAGGAGAAAUCACGCGCAGCGCUAAAGGAAUGUUAUAAACAGAACCGCUAUCCAACCCCAGAUGAAAAACGCAACCUUGCCAAAAAGACAGGUCUGACUCUGACGCAAGUCAGUAACUGGUUUAAAAAUAGGCGACAGAGGGAUCGGACGCCUCAACAGCAACAUUGUAGAAAAUCACAGUGGGACUAUUGCGACACGUUGAGCUUUGCCAAGUACCACAUAGUAUCUGACCUUAGCCCACUUGGUGAAGAGAACGCAGGACACCAUCCGCACCACCACCCGGGGCUGCAUCACGUUCACCACAACCCCGCCCUUCUCUCGGCAAAGAUGAUGGAGGACCAGAGAAACAACAUGGCGCUAGCCCUGCAAGUCAAAAACGAGCCUAUCCCGGCCCAUACACACGCGGCACACUACAUGUGCUCGCCGUUGGACCAUACCUUAUCAGCUCAUGGCAUGUAAACUCCAUAUUCGCCUCAAAACGUCAGUCAACUCUUAAGUGCAGUCGAUGUUACUAUUCCACUCAAUCCGCCAUUUUGUUCUACGCGGGCAAGCGUCGCCAUUUUGCAGCUUGUCUACGACGUGGAACACAGAACCUGUCCGCCAAACGGACCGUCGAACCUAUAAGGAUACAAUAUGAAAGAUGCGCAUUUACAAUCGUCAGAUGUUUCACUUUAUAAAUGGACAGUCAAAUUCGCCGUUGUAACUCUUUACCUCAAAAUCGCUUUAGAAAGGACAGUCAACCUUGAUUAUGGAACCGUUUUAUCUCGACUUAUGACAGUAUAUUUGGCACCAUGUCACCAUCACUAUUGCAGGAACAGACCACAUCAGUUAUUUACCUCACACGAAUCACUCUAUCCACGGAAAUCACAAGAGAAUAUGCUGUAGCAACUGGUUUACAAAAAUGUACUCGGCCAUGCGGGCUAUCCAAUAUCACAGACAACUUUCUACUUCCUAUCUUUCUUCAAGACAAUGUUGAAAAAAGCGUUUAUAUCAAUAGCCGCAUCUACCGUUAGUACCAACUUUGAUAGAGAAUUAAGUGAUGAUGAUUUUCACGAUAUGCUAUAACUUGGCAUCUCCUCUUUUUUCAUUAUGUUUUAUGAAUACAUGCAUUAUCAACAUGUCAUAUAAUCAACACAGUCAAGUCGUCUGCAGUUCUCCACAAUUUGGUAAUCACUGUACAUGUACAUUGCAUUACAGAUGUUGGUAGACAGGGAUGGCUAUUAUCAGCUUGAAUUUCUUUUACAUUUUAUGGUCGGUAUGUUCAUAUACAUUUGUGGUUUAAUCUACUUUAAACAUGUCAAUAACUGCCAACCAUCGUGUAUCAAUAACAAUACAUUAUCAACCGACAUGCAAUCACAAUGAGACUGUACGAUAAUGCCCCGUACAUGUAGACGAAGGAACAUAUGACAGUCGGUUUUUUUAAAAAUCAAAUAACUUUUGAAAUAAAAAUUCUCAGCUGUACUUACUGCUGGUAGAUAACAGAUAACAGAUAACCAGAAUCGAGUAAUCUCUCAAAGACAUUAUAUACAACAAACCCAUAACUUUUGGCAUCACUGGUCCACUUGCUAGCCCAGCCUGCUGUACUACAUGUACAUGUAGUUUGUAAUUUAUGCCCGUUUUUAUUCUCAGUUCUCUAUUCUCAAUGGUCCAGACCAUAGAUUCGAAGUAUAGCCGCAUAUUGGUUCACGGGUACUACUGAUAUCCCAGUUUAACUAUAUAAUGACACCUAGAAUCUGCUAGUCCUAGUCCAAAAUAUGAAGUUGUACUCAUGUUUUAUUUCAACCCA